GCCAUUUUCUUUUAAGCUGUGUGAGAUAUGGCGUAUUAACUGGACUGUUAUUUACCGUUCUAGAAUACUUAUGUGUUUUAUAGACUUUAUUAUGAUAUGUUAAAGUAGCUUACAUGAGUACGGUCAGCAGUGACAUAGUCAAAAUAAUCGGAAGCCACUCGUUGUGGGGCUUUUGGGGGAGAGAUGAAUAAAUGUGGCUGGGAAGAAUGUACAGAUGAAGAAAGCUCCAACAGUUCUUCUUCAAGUAGUGAAUCUGAUCCCGAGACUGAUUCCCCUGGACAACCUCAUGAUAAGAUAUUUUCAGUAGAACAGACAAACUUCAAGAAAGGGCAGUUAAAACUGAAAAUCUCUGUUAAAGGUCACAAAAAUGAAACAAAUUAUCCACAAUUUGUUAAUGAAAGACUGUGUGAAGCAGAGACUAAAAUAAGAUCAAAGACUGAUACAAAGUUUUUAUCUUGUGGUGGAGAUGAUGAAUCAGCUGUUCCAAUGGAUCCUAAUUUGGUAAAAGGUAAAUCCUCCCAGAGCCGCAAUGUAUUUGAUACAAGUGCAAGCUGGUUAUCGCCACCAUCUCAAGACACAAGGUUUCCUAAUCCACCAUCCAGAUCUAAUCAUCGUUUAAAUGUGUUAAAACAGAAUAAAAGAUGUGACUUGUCAGCUAAAAGUGGUUCUGAAUCUGAUCGUGAAUAUUCAGGAGAUUGUGCUACUGACACUGAAACGUCUUCUAAAAUAAGUGAUGGUAUCAUAGCCCCAGGUUCAAUUCCUACAUGUAGCUACAUAUCAACUGACGAGGAUGGAGAUGAUCGACAUUUGAAACUCUCAAAACAUUCUCGCCCUUUAGAUGGGACAGAACACAUAUUAAAAUUAGAUUCCAUGCCUAAUGUGUCUCCGGAUAGUGGCAUACAAUCUAUAGGAGGGUCACCAUCUGGAAAUGACUCUCCUAAUUCUGUCAGUCAUGGGGACAGUGGUAGUGGUAUUCUUCUUAAUGAACAACAUCAAAUGGUAGAAUCUUGCAUUAAUAAAAACAAUAUCAGUACUGAUUAUAAAAAAUCAUCUGCAAAUGAUGCAGAAAUGACAACAUCCAAGUCUAAAGAGACAAAUGUGUUUGCAGAAAGUGUUUAUAUGAAGAGUAUUGGUAGUGUCGGUUGUGAAGAACAAAGUAAAAAUGAAACUCAACCUAUUGAAGUUAAGCGAACUGUGGGUAGACCACCGAAAAGAAAAAAAUUUGAAUAUUUAAGCAAAUACAAACAGAGUUCUCUUUAUUCAAACAAUUUGGAUAGCUCGAAUUCAAGGAUAUCAAAUGAAGGAAAAAGUCAGUUUCUGACAUCUGAAAAUUCACAAAUUUUCUCAAGGACGAAUGUGGAUGGGGGUGUUAUUGAGCCUCCUGUUAAAAAACGUGGACCUGGUAGGCCUAAAGGUUCUCGUAACAAAGCUCCAUCAGCCAAAAAGAAGGCUGUAUCGGUUCUUUCCCGAAAAGGUCAACAAAAAACUAAAGGUCGGAAACCAGGACGACCAAAAAUUCUUAAGAAUAAUAAUUUGAAAACUCCCCCAAACACAAACAAUGGUGAACCAACUGUUAAAAGAAAACCGGGCAGGCCUCGGAAACACCCCCUUCCUGUUUCUAAUACAUUUGAAUCAAAUUCUGUAGAAAAAAGACUAUCUAAUAACACAGAAUUUGAUUCUAUACUUCAAAGUGUGGCUAGAAAUAUCUCCCAAUUUGAUAGUAAAGAUGAUCAGAAUGAUUUUGAAAUGGGUGACUGUUCUAGCAAUCAUCAACUGUUUACUGCCAGCCCCGCUAAACCUGUACCAAAACCAACCCCAAAGAUACGUAAACCAAAGUUACAUGUCAUGAUGCGACGGCAUAAAAAGAAAGGGAGAAAAAAGAAAUUCCCCAAACAAAACAUGGGAGGCUUUGGUGGCUUCCCUGCAAAAAAUUCAAGUCCUACAUUUGCCAAAAUCAAACCCGGUCGAAUGGCCAAGGCUACGACUAGCCAUUCUAGCCAAUCUAGCCAAUUUUCCAUGUUCGACUCCAUGACAAAAUUUAGAGCACCAACAUCAGACACAAUUGUAGAACCCAGUCCAACUAAUGCCUUUUCUUUUGCUUAUGGACAACAAGACAGUGACCUGGACAAGAAGAAAAAACGCAAUAAAAAAUUACUUUAUUUUAAAUCGAAACAUCGGAAUAUUAUUGACCCAGUUUUGAAUGCAAACUUUAGUGAGAUAAUGAGUGGUAUGGAUAAACUAGCUAUAUCGGAGAAACCAGGCGAGACAUAUAUUCGUGUACGACCUGGUGAGGUGUUACUACCAAGUAUCUUCAGGUUGACAAAAAUCAAUGUGAAGAAAAAGAAAAAAGAGAAACUGGUGAUCGAAAAACCAAAAAAACCCAAACAACAUGUACCUAAAGAAAUACUGUUGGAACCAAUGUUUAAAGAGAGGGGUAAACCAGGUAGAAAGAAAUUGUGCAGUGUGUCUGAAGAUACUUCAGGUAUAAUCCAUGAUGAAUCUGCAGAUGUUCAACCUUGUAUUAACCAACAAUGUUUACCACCAAAGAAACGCCACAAAAUGUUUAUUUCAUCGCCCCCAAUGCCUGUUCUGGAACUAGAUCAGCCAGAUGGAGCUGCCCGAACCCCUGAAAAACGUAAAGUGGGUCGUCCUCGUAAACAUCCACUACCUUCUGCCAAGAUAACAGAUGCAGGUCCUAGUACAUCUUCUGUUGACAAUGUGUUCACACAAUUAUCUCCAAGCUACCAGUUCUCCUUACCAUCAGCGAAAUGGGGCUCAUUUGAAUUCCAAAAUAAUAAUACUGACAAAAAUAUACUUCUGUCUCCAUCUCCAUCCAAACAACCAAAGAAAGAUGCCAAAUUUCCAUUAUUGGUAGAAAAAUCUGUUUUUAGUAUUGUGAACUUAUCGUCUGAGAUUACUUCUGAUAAAGAAGCCAACCUAAGUGUAAAAACUUCAAGUACAGAAUCAUGUACUAGUUGUCAAGAUCUGCAAUCUCCCACUAGAAUUAAGGCAGCAAAACUCAGUCCUAGUCCAAAAUCUCAAAUAAAAGAGACCAAUCAAAUUAAACGUCAGUAUGUUCGCAAACAAAAACUUGAUUUACAUGCUAGUACAAAUGAUAAAGAACAGACUAGCAGCGAGGACUCUCCGCCAAAAUUGAAACACAGGAAAAAGUCCAAAUUUCAUAAUUUAAGUGAUGCUAGUGUAAGUGAUACAGUUGUCAGUUCUAUGAAUGUCGACAACGCAAAUAAAACGUGCAAUAAUAAUUCCAUGUGUGAAUCUGUGAUAUCUGCAUCUGUGUGUUCUACUGUGACUAGUUCUAGUUCGACAAUUGCGUUGUCAUCUGAACGUAAGCGUAAACAAACGACUUGUAAAUAUAGUGAUAAGGACUUGGAUAAUAAUACUAGAGACGUCAUCCGACCCAUCAGCAUUGAAGAACCACAAGAAGAGCCCUCAUCAAGUUCUCCAUCUAAAGAAAGUAAGAAUUCGACAAGUAGUAGUAGUACCAAUGAAGAUAGAAAUGAAUCAAGAGUACAGCUUAGUAAAAGUCAACCAAGAAAGAAGUACCAGCGUGUUGGAUUAUUUUCUGACUUUUAUAAAGAAGAUGAACCAAGAAAACGACUAGAAGCAGUGAGUCGAUGUCGAGAGAAAACAGUGUAUAAUAGACAUGACUAUGAUCAUGAUCUUUUACCAGAACCCGUCCAUAUUAGGGAGUUAUUUCAAGAUAAAAUCUUUGACUUUCAACUACCCUAUGAUAUCUGGUGGUUGUAUCAUAAUGAUAUGUUACCGAAAAAGGAAGAUACAAGACCCAAAUAUAAAAAGAUUAGGAAUAAUGUUUAUGUAGAUAUAAAGCCUACAGUAUCAGGGAAAAAACAUGAACCUAAUCCUUGUAACUGUAGAAGACCACGCGACAAUGAAAUUGGCUGUUUAGAAGACUGUCUGAAUAGGAUGAUAUAUACUGAAUGUAGUCCCAACAACUGUCCAUGUGAAGAUAAGUGUUCUAAUCAGAGAAUCAGUAAACAUGAAUGGUCUAAAGGUUUAGAAGAAUUUCUUACAGAAGAACGAGGCUAUGGUGUUCUUACAACAAAACCUAUCAAAAAUGGUGAUUUUAUCUUGGAAUAUUUAGGAGAAGUUGUUAGUGAACAGGAGUUCAGACGACGUAUGACUGAAGAUUAUUCAUUAGACUGUCACCAUUAUUGUCUUAGUUUAGAUAGUGGUAUGGUUAUAGAUGGUUAUAGAAUGGCUAAUGUAGGACGCUUUGUUAAUCAUUCUUGUCAACCUAACUGUGAGAUGCAAAAAUGGACUGUAAAUGGACUGAACAGAAUGGUGUUAUUUGCAUUAAGAGAUAUCCAGCCAAUGGAAGAAUUAACAUAUGAUUAUAACUUUGAUUCUUUCAAUAUGGAGACACAGCAAGUAUGUAAAUGUGGUAGUGAUAUAUGUCGUGGUGUUAUUGGUGGUAAAACACAGAGAAAUAACCAGGUCCGUGAUAAAACAACACCCUCUAGACCAGUUGGUAGACCACCUAAAGAUAAACGCAAAUCAAAGUUAAAGUUAAAAAAGUUCAAAGAAAAGAUCAAGUCACAAGAGAAUAAUAGUGCUAGUAAACUGUGUACUCAAACUGUGAUAAAACCUAUGUCUAACAGAGAGCGGACAUAUGCUAUUAAACAUGGUGUAUUUCUUGUGAGGAAUAUAGAUAAAAAUAAACAAAGGAAAUCAAAACGUAAAUCAGUAACACCCGAAUCAUCAAACGUCCAACCAACUGAAAAUACUGUGAUACAACCAGAAUUAAUCAGAACCCAGCUAGACGACAGAUCUGUUAAAACCAGACUUGUUGCACGAGCUGCUGAAAAUCCUGAAUUACAGAAACGAUGUCGCCUGAUACAGUUAUUUAAUAAAGUUUACACUACUAUAGCUACGUAUAAAGAUGAAGAUGACAAUAUCUUAGCUACACCAUUGAUGAGUUUACCAUCUAAGAAGAAAUAUGCUGAUUAUUAUAAGAUGAUAGAAGAACCUAUAGAUCUUACAAUGAUUAAACAGAGGAUACAGAAAGGAGAUUAUGAUUCUUUAGAUGCCUUAGAUAAAGAUAUUCUUCAACUCUUCCGUAAUGUUGAGCGAUAUUGUGGUAGAAAGUCUGAUAUGGGUAGAUUAGUAUUGAAGUUGAGAAAAGUUUAUUGUGCAGCUAAAAAUGAAGUAAUACCUCAAAUAGAUGAUAUUAUGGUGGAUGGUCGUUGUAUAUCUAAUACACCACCUAUAGCACCACCAGAAAUUGAUACAGAAAGUAUACAAAAUAGAGCUGUUAGAGAUCCACCAGAUGAAGAAGAAGAGAUAAUAAGAUGCGUAUGUAAUGUAUUUAGAGAUGAAGGUUUAAUGAUCAUGUGUGAGAAGUGUUAUAUAUGGCAACAUUGUGAUUGUGUAGGAGCAUCAGGUGAUGAAGAACAUUAUUUAUGUGAACAGUGUGAUGGUAGAACAUACGACAGGGAAAUAAAACUGAUACCUCAACCUACAGAUGGUGAACCAGAGAAUGAUUAUUAUAUGACAUUAUUACGUGAUGAAGAUUUACAGAUAGCUAUAGGAGAAUGUGUUUAUAUUUUACGUGAUUAUAAACGUAAUAGUGAUGGCACAUUAGAUAAACGAUCUCACCACCAUUAUGCUGAUGUUAGUCCCGAUCAAUUAGAUAUAUUUCGUGUUGAAAGAUUAUGGAAAAAUAAAGCAGGUGAGAAGUUUGCUGAUGGUCAUCCAUUUGUUAGACCACAUGAAACAUUUCAUGAACCAACCCGAAAAUUCUUCCCUAAUGAGGUAUUCCGUUUACCAACAUUAGAGAUAGUACCUAUAGAAACUAUGAUAGGAACUUGUUGUGUUAUGGAUCUCUAUACAUAUUGUAAAGGCCGUCCUAAAGGUGUUAAAGAGAAAGAUAUCUAUAUCUGUGAAUAUAGAGUAGAUAAAACGGCUCAUCUCUUCUAUAAAAUAGUCAAAAAUUGGUAUCCAAUUAAUACAAAAUCUUACUGUUUUAACACCUUUAAAGAAAAGCUCAAUGCUAAAAGAACUUAUUCUCCUCAUCAGGUACCUGAAGAAUAUCUGCGUCGUACUGAUAAACAGAACGUUACUACCUCUAAAAAUGACAACUCAAACAAGAAAGAUGACAAAAAGAAAUCAGACUCUGAAUAUACAAAAUCUUCCACUUCAAAAACCAAAACAAUAUCAAUAAUGGAGAGAAAAGAGAAGAUAAGUAAGAUAGUUAGAGAUCUGUCUAUAGCUGUGAAUAUGCCAGCUGGUUAUAAUGACAUUACAUAUUUACUUACUGACGACAAGAAAACUAGUGACGACACACCAAGGUCAUCUUCUUGAUGACAUUAAUUAUAUCAUUAUUUAUUAAAAACAGUCAUUUUGAUAUGAUAAACUUGUAUCAAAAACAGGGUGCUAUUACAUAAUAUAUUAUUUAAGAUUUAUGUGACUUAGAUUCUACAUAUUAUUGCUAAUGUUUUAGUAUUGCGUGUACUGUUUCUCUGUUUGCUAAUGAUCUUCUUAAAUUAUAUUAUUUCUCUUUAUAAAACCACAUCCAUUAUUUAUCACCAAAGCUUCAUAUGCAAUGAUCACUGUAUCAGCAUUUAACUUACCAUUAUAAAUUGGUGCUAAAUCUGAUUAAAUGGCAUUCUUACUACAGAUUGAAUUAUUACCUAUAAAUCAUGCUUUAAUUCAGUUCAUAUUUCAGGUUUUUACUCCACUUCAUCUAAAUUAAGUGGCAAGACCCCCCCCCCCUCCCAAAUCUAGUUUUAAUCAGAUAGGGGUUUAUUUACUAUAAAAUAAAAAAAAAUUUGAAGUGUUUUAUAAAAGGAACAUGACAUGUGUAACUAUUACCCUCUCCAUUUAGAAUUUAUCUAAAUGUAUUAAAUAUAUAAAAUAAUGCAUUUUUAAAAUUUAAAGAUACAUUAUGGGAGAUUAGAUAAAGAGCUGGUGGUUCUCACUAUAAUAGUUAAAAACUAGAUAAUGUAAAGGGAAUUUGCUGAAAAUUUAAGUCAAAUUGAUCCACCCUGAACCAAGAAUUUAGCGAUUGAAUUUUGGGCUUAGCCUCAAUCAUUACUAAAGUCGGUACGAUAAAAAAACAUAGUCUCGAUUAUCCAUUUUCUGAUUUAAUCAUGAAUUAGUGUUGAGCAGCAGAUCAGAUCCUAAUCCAGUAAAUAUCGCAGGCUAGCGAUGACAUCGAGAGUUGAUUAUGGUCUGGAUAUGUUGAUUACUGUCUAAUUAAUAAUUUAGAUAACAUUUCAGGCCUAAAUAAAGACCUGCAAUAGGCAGGCUUAGCUCUUGCAUAAUGUAUGUUUAGUUGAGCUGAUUCACUUUACUAAUUACCAAGAAAAUGGAUAUUUAGAAAUAAACAAGUAGUGCAAUGGAGAUAGUUUAUGCACAUGUAAUACUGAUUUAUGCUCCCAUCUUAAAACCCUUUAUAUGUAUUAAUGAUUUGUUUGCUGUCAGACAAUACAUGGAAACAUUGUCAAGAAAACUUCCAGCUUUUUAACAAUGCAAAUAUUGUGUUUAGAAGUAUUUCCCUUUAACAAGAAAGUAUAACUUGAUGUGAGUUAAAUUGUUUAAGCGACAUUUAGUAACUGGAUUAGAAUAACACAACACAAUUAUAUGGAAUACAAGUUACUUAAAGGAUUUAUUUCAGCGACAUUUUGAAAAGGGUUCUCACGCUUUAUCAUUCUUCGCUAGAAACAUCACCAGAAAUAAAUCUUUAAAAUAUCUUGUAUUCCAUAUAAUUGUGCCAUGUGUUAUUGAUGUGAGUUAUUAUCAAGUAAAGAAUAGUUAUAGAGAUAUACAAUAUCUAUCUUUGAAUCAGUUCAAUAGUAUGGUACGUUUUGGUUUGGUUAAAAGUUGUUAUAGAUCUGCCAUAAGUUAACUUACAUCUGCUUUUGUUAAAGAAUAUUUAUGGUUGUUAUUGCAUAGUUGUUAGUUUUUAUUUUAGGAUAAACAUAUAAUAAGUGAACUUCAACAGUGUUAUAGUACAAAUUUUAUGCACACAUCAGUAACAUAAAAUUUUAUUUUAAAUGUUUUUUCGAAGUGUAGUUUACUAAGUAAACAUAGUAACACCAUGCAGAUUUGAAAAUUUUAUUUAUUUGAUCUAAUUUUUAAUACCCAAAUCAAGCACAAAUAUAUUGAUCCGACUUGGUUGCCUUCUUUGCUUUUCAGUGCUUAACCCUUAACAGCUACAGUACAUAAUAUAGGCAUCCUUAAAUAUGUUAUGCGAACAGUACAUAAUAUUGCAUACCAAAGAUACUCAAAUGAAUAUCCCACUUCAACCUUGAGCUUUGGCAAUGUUUUGAUAUGAGUUACUUAUUUUCAAAAGCAACUGAAAUUCCACCUAUUCCUGUUUUCUGAUAAAAGAUGCCUUUUCAUUUAACUGUUAUUAACAGCCAUUACAUGAAUUCUUGAUACAAGUAUGGCACAAUUGGGUGGUAGGAUGACUUGAUAGGCAUUAAAAUAUUAAUUUAUUUUUAUUUUCCUAUUGAUUUAAAAACAAAGAAAAUAUGUUAUCAUAUUGAAAUCUUAGAAAAAUUAUCAUAAUAAAAUAUAUGUUUUUCCAAACAAUUUAUGAUUUUACCACGAUAUAUUUGAAAUGUGCGGUUUUCAUGUUUGAACGGUCGAUACCAAUACCAGAAAAGAGACGACAAUUUAUGUUCACAUGGUAAAUGUGACAGGAAAUUGUUUCUGAAAGAUAACAUUUAUGAACUUAUCUUGGUAAUGUUUUUAUCCCAAAAUUUUUUUGUCUCUGAUAUUGUCUCAGAUUUGCAAACCAGACAUUUUAUUCAUUAUCAGAACUAUGACCUGUUGUUACCUAAUAUUCCAAAAAUUAUGAAAGUUAAGCUUUUUGUGUAUUUUAACAUAUAAGCUUUCAAAAAAUAUAUAGUAUUUUUCAAUGCGAAUAUUGACAUUAGUUCUGUAUAAAAAGAGUGCAUUUUAAGUUGGAAAACUGUAGUGUUAAAGGUUAAACUACCAUGAUACAAAUAUUUAAUUGUCCUAUCUUGAUAAUGCAACUAUUUGUUCUACAGAAUGUAUGAAGUCUAUUUCUACAAGAUAAUGCAAUAAAAACUACUAAAUGAAGGACAAUACAUGGAAACAUUGUCAAGAAAACUUCCAGCAUUUAUGUCUGAUACAGGUUAAAUAUCUGCUAUAAUUUACAGCUUUUCUUCAUUUAAAACAAAAAUUGUUUAUGAUGUGAAUGAUAGAAUAAAUGAUUCAAAUGUAUUGUGAGAUUGAGUGAAUAUCUGAAGCAAUAUUUUUAUAUCUCUAUGCAAUAUAAAAUGAUUUAGAAACUCCAAAGAGGAUUGUAGGGCAUUAACUGAGCCCUUAAAUACUGUAUAUCUCCUCACCAAAAACCCAUUGUUGUGAUUCCAUGGCUUGGAUUGCCAUUGUCAUCUUGUUGUGUAUAUCUUAAUUAAUCCUUAUACUAUUAUUAAUUAUUAUAUAUAAUAGAUUACUUAAUGUAUACUUUCCCUAUAAAUGUAUAUAUAUUUGAAUAUAAAUAAGUAUACUCAUGUAUUUGUACAUAAGGAGCCAAGAAGCUUAAUUUAAUAUUUUAGAUUGGUAAAUAUAGAAUCAAAUUCACAGAACCAGUUUUAGUCUAUGAGUAUCAAAUACUCUAGUGCUUAUUGUAAAUAAUAUGUUCAGUUGUUUUAAAUAUUGUACAUGUUCAGUAUUUUCUUCCAAUUUAAAUGGCAUCCACAUCAUGCUUUAUUACUAUCUUUCAUUUAUUUUAAUAAAUCAACCAUUUUAUAGAUCUGUAUUAUUAUUUUAAUAUGUUUAUUGCAAUAUUUUUAGCUCUUUCUCCUUCUCUCUCAGUUAUAAUUUAUAAUUAUGUUCACCCAUAGAAUAUAUUGUAUUUUAUAUCAUGUGAACCAUUAUUACGCAUAAAUUUAUUAAGGUUGUAAAUGAAUGUUUUGUAUAUAUGUGUAGAUAAACCACCUAAUUAAAUCAACCAAUUAUUAUUAUUAUUAAUUACAUAAUUAAUAGUAAAAACCUCUGUGUUCAUAUUUUAAAGAACAAGUCUUUUUAUAAUUUAUUUGGAAUCGCAACAAAUUGUAUAUUUAUUAUCCUCAAAAUGACUGCUUUAUACUUCUGUUUAGAUCUUUUAUAUCUACUGUAACUUCCUUUAUUUUUUCAAACAUGAACAAAUUUGUAUGCCUUCAGCUUUUUUUUUUCUUGUCAUAUUUUUCUGUUUUGUUUUGUUUGUUAUUCUGUUUGUAAUUGCUUUUUUAUGCAAUUGACAUGUACAGAACUUGACCCCAACCCCUUCAACCAUAUCAUUAAAAUAACAUUUAAACACAUUAAACCAGCUGAAGGCUGUUUAUUAUUGUUAUGCUUGGUAAUAACUCAGUUUAAAAGAGCUGUUACUGAAAUAAAAUCGUAGACUUUUAA
Molecule: messenger RNA, 10404 nt
Organism: Patella vulgata (common limpet)
Lineage: Eukaryota; Metazoa; Mollusca; Gastropoda; Patellidae
Exons: 25
Coding region: 184-6342 (2052 amino acids)
Cellular component (GO): nucleus
Molecular function (GO): histone methyltransferase activity; DNA binding; protein binding
Source: RefSeq, a predicted model, not a curated record